Messenger RNA from Bubalus bubalis (water buffalo), 3536 nucleotides. Its product is annotated as leukocyte immunoglobulin-like receptor subfamily A member 6. The transcript is spliced from 7 exons. Lineage: Eukaryota; Metazoa; Chordata; Mammalia; Artiodactyla; Bovidae. The record is from RefSeq and is a predicted model, not a curated record. Gene Ontology annotation, biological process: cytokine-mediated signaling pathway. Gene Ontology annotation, molecular function: inhibitory MHC class I receptor activity. The coding region runs from base 224 to 1618 and encodes 464 amino acids.
UGCCCUCUACUGGAAGGGGCGUCUCAGGAACACACUGGGACUGUCAUGGGGAGGACGCCAGGCUUUCAAGAAGAGGCUGUUCCCCUUCCUGCGGGGACACUGAUGUGACAGCCGCGUAACAGGAAGCCCCAGCCCCGGAGAGGACACACCCUGUGGUCUGUCUGUCCGUAGGACACCCAGGUCUCCUCCAUCGUCACAGCCUGGACCGCAGGGAGGAGACGCCAUGGCCCCCACGCUCCCCGCCCUGCUCUGCCUUGGGCUGAGUGUGGGCCUGAGGACCCCGGUGCAGGCCGGGACCCUCCCCAAACCCACCAUCUGGGCUGAGCCGGGCUCUGUAGUCCCCUGGGGGAGCCCCGUGACCAUCUGGUGUCAGGGGCCCCCAGGGGCCCAGGAGUUCCAUCUGGAUAAAGAGGGAAACCCUGUUUUCUGGGACAGACAGAAACCCCCAGGUCCCGGGGACAAGGCCAGGUUCUCCAUCCAAUACAUGGGACAGGUCCACACAGGGAGCUAUGACUGCUACUACAGAACCCCCGCUGGCUGGUCAGAGCGCAGCGACCCCCUGGAGCUGGUGGUGACACAACGCUACGUCAAACCCAGCAUCUCAGCCCUGCCGAGCCCUGUGGUGACCUCAGGAGGGAACAUGACCCUCCAGUGUGCCUCCUAUCAGGGAUUGAACAGAUUUCUUCUGACCAAGGAAGGAGAAGACAAGUCCCCUCGGACCCUGGAUGGACAGCGAACCCCCAACGGGCGGAUCCAGGCCCUGUUCCCUGUGGGCCCCGUGACCCCCGGGCACAGGUGGACGUUCAGAUGCUACGGCUCUAACAGGGACACCCCCCGGGUGUGGUCGGCCCCCAGCGACCCCCUGGAGCUCCUGGUCCCAGGGCUGUCUGUGAAGCCCUCCCUCCUGACCGCACAGGGCCCUGUCGUCACCUCUGGACAGAACGUGACCCUCCAGUGUCACUCUGACAUCAGCUAUGCCAGAUUCGCUCUGUCCAAGGAGGGUGGACAGGACCUCCCCCAGCGCCCUGCCCGGAGGCCCCAGGGGGAGCUCUCUCAGGCCGACUUCCCCCUGGGCCCCGUGGGCACCAUCCACGGGGGCCGGUACAGAUGCUAUGGUGGACACGGCCUCUCCUCCGAGUGGUCGGCCCCCAGCGACGCCCUGGAGCUGCUGGUGGUAGGAGAGGAGCCAGCGGGACGGCUCAGACACAGACCCUCCCUCUCGGUGCGGCCAGGCCCCUCGGUGGCCCCGGGGGAGAAUGUGACCCUGCUGUGUCAGUCAGGAGACAGGACGGACACCUUCCUUCUGUCCAAGGAGGGGGGAGCCAAUCGCCCCCUGCGUCUGCGCACCCAGGACCAAGACGGGCGGUACCAGGCCGAGUUCUCCUUGAGCCCUGUGACCUCAGCCCACGGGGGCACCUACAGGUGCUACCGCUCACUCAGCACAGACCCCUACCUGCUGUCACAGCCCAGUGAGCCCUUGGCGCUCGUGGUCUCAGACUACACGGUGCAGAAUCUCACCCGGAUGGGCCUCGCGGCUUCGGUCCUGCUGCUCCUCGGGAUCCUUCUCUGCCAGGCUCGGCACGACCACGGAGGAGCCCGAGACCCAGCCCGGAGCUGAGCACCGGGACCCCGCACUCCCCAGAGCUCAGGAGCCCGGGAGGGGAGCUUCUGGUGUGGGAGCUUCUGGAUGAGCUUCUGACCCCGGGGGAGAGAUGAGCCGCAGGGUGGGAGGAGGCCCAGGCGUCCCCAGGGGACUUGGCCUCUGCUCAUGGGGCCCCCUCCCUCCUGGGGAGGACGCCCCGGCUCCCGGCUGCUCUCACCCCUGGACCGAGGCGCAUCCCACAUGGCAGGGGCGGGUCGUCACCCUGCACGCCCUCAGGCUCUGUCCACUUGCAUGGAGGACAUGAGCUUCAUUGUUCAUGCUCGCUGUCUCUGGUGUGCACAAUGACCUCCAUCUCUUCUCAGAAACAGAACAUCGUUUAAGUAACUGAAUAAAUGGGUGGAAGUGGGGCCCGUUUGGAACAGUUGGAUCCUAAACUCUUCCCUGAGCCCCCUCUGGACCACUCACGCCCCUCCUCCUCGUCAGAGGACACCCGCUGUAGUUUCUCCAGAAACACUGUCAGUGUGAAGGGACACCCUGGUGUUUGAAGUGACGGUCAGGGCUAUGCUGGUAAAUGAGCUCAGGAAUACAUCAUUUUGUAAAGAGCAACGAUAUGGGGUUUCCCUGGUGGUGAAGAGUCUGCCAGCCAAUGCAGGAGACACGGGUUCAAUCUGUGAUCCUGGGGGACCCCACGCGCCAAGGAGCAAGUGAGUCUGUGAGCCGCAGUGACUGAGGCCGGCACGUCCUGGAGCCCACGUGCUGCAGACAGGCCAGUGCUGCAGACGCCCAGACACCGCAGCGAGGGAGCACCCCGCUCACACAACCAGACACACCCCCGCAGCAACACAGCCCCGGCACAGACAAAAUCAGCAGGCAAUACAUGCUUAAAGAGCCCAGUGUGAACUGUGUGUCUCCCCUGGGGCAAACGCGCUCCGUGGCCAACUUCAAGGUGCCUGGGUGAAGGCCGGUGGGAAGGAAGGAGCAGGUGGACUAUCCUAGUCUGGUGCCGCCAGACUGGCACAGCCUGUGAGUCUGGUGCAGCCAGCCUCCACCGAUGGCCCCACGUGCCCAGAUGUGUCUUCUCAUUACAACCACAUAGGAUCGUCUCCACCUCAGUUUUAUGCCCCAGGUUCCCUGAAAUGAGAUGCCCACCUCCUAGUUCAUCUGUAAGAGAGGGAAAGAGAAAACGAUGGAUGAGACAAGGCUGACUCUGACGAAUCCCAGCACAUCACGGGCAGGGGUACUCAUCAGCCCGGUCAAUCUGGAGAGUCGACAGCAACUCUCAGUUAAAGGGCAGAGAGACAGCGCUGGCCCACAGUUGUAUAACCCAGAGGAAGAUGCGUGCACGGCCACGCGUGUACAAGCAGAAUAUGGACACGUGGGUUGUUCACGUGGGAAAAGUCGAAAUCACUUUCACUAAAAUGAAUGGUUUGGUGUAUAUAUAUGCAACAUAAUUUUACACAAAAAAUGCACAAAGCUGGAUUGUUACAGGAACACAACUCAGUUUUCAAGCAUGAUGGUGAAUAAGUGAAACACGACUGUAGGAGUCCAGUGCAUCACAUCAAAUUCAAAAGGCAAAAACAUGGGACUCAAUACAUAAAAUAAGUAAUGAGACGGGAGGAACAAGAGCUGCUACCAGGUUUCCCUGGUGGCUUGGCGGAUAAGAAUCCAGCCGCCAACACAGGGGACGCAGGUUCCAUCCCUGCUGAGAGAAGAUCCCGCGCCAGCCGCAAAUGCUGAGCCUGCGGGCCCAGAGCCCUGCCCUGCGAGAAGACACGUCACCAAAGCGAGGAGCCCAGGCACCGCAGCAAAGAGAAAAGCUUCCUGAGCUCAGCUCAAUGGGAGGAAAUCCCCUGGGCAGCGAGGAAGACCCAGCACCGUCCUCUGUCCCUCAGGCGUGUCCAACUCUGUGACCACAUGGACUGUAGCCAACCAG